UGGCUCGUUCAGUGUACCGCUGGCGCUGAAAGGCGCACGGUUGAACGGCGGCCCAGCCCUCGCUAUUUGCGGAACAAUACAGGCUUGAUGUGCGCAUGCCAGUGGGAAAGCGCGGGAGGGAAAACGCGCGAAUUGCUCGCCAGUGCCAGUCAGCCAGUGUAGGCCCGUUCGCGCGACCGGCCGCGCGCAGCCGCCAACCACGCCUGCGCCCUGGCGAACGAUGUGGGCCGCGUUCGCCGCGGUGUCACGUUCUCCGAAUCGACCGUAGAUAACACAGCCAUCGUGACUGAAUUUCAGUGUCAAAAGGUGCGCGUCCGCGAGUUCUACAUCGCGAUGCAGCGUUGCCCCUACAUCCACGAGAUGAAGGAGCGGCUGCUGGGCGCGCCAGUGGACGGAGCAGACCGGGAGCGAGUGCAGGCGGACCCCCUCCACCCCCUCCCCGACCCACAGGUCGGCACUAUCGUCAAACUGAAUUCCGACGGGUACGGAUCCCACACGUCGCCGGCGCGCGCGCCGCUCGUCACGGACGAGUGCGAAGCGCCGGCGGACGAGACUGACGCCCUCACACCCACAGAAGCAGUGCUUCGGUAUCGCGCCUGCUGUCAACCUAACACCAAACCUAAAAAUGCCAAAACAUCGCUAUUCAUCAUUUCAAGUUUCAUUUAUGCGAAACUUCUGGUGGUCGUAUGUAUUGCGUACGUUAUCAGUGAUGUGAUCACUCAUAACCUACCGCUCUACUACUAUGAAGGGUUCUUCACAUACUUAUAUGGCAUGAGUAUAUUAUUCCUGCUGUAUGUCUUCUGCUUUCUUUUACAAGAAAGCACAUGCUGCAACGGGAGUCCACCAAAACCGAAACCACCACCAAAAGAAAAGAAACAGAAGAAAGAAAAAGAAAAGAAGACCAAAGACAAAGAAGGCAAAGAUGGUAAAGAUGGAAAGGAUGGAAAGAAAGAUGGCAAGAAAGACGGAAAAAAUAAGGACAAAGACAAGAAGGAGGAUAAUGGAAAAGACAAAACCAAAGAUGGCAAAAAGCAAAGUCAAUUUCAGGAGGUGUAUCCCCGUAAGAUGCGUGAUAAAGUUCGACAACAACAAUUGCAAAUGCAAAUGGCGCAAUAUUAUGCCUCCGAACAGCAACAAGACGUGGUGGAGCUUGAAGCGGGUCCCGUGGCACGACCUAUGCGCCGUCGCAAGACUUCUCAAAAUGAACAUAGCCAUGGCAGCUUUUUUCUGAGAAUUGGUGCUAUUGCUUUUGGGCUCGGUACUAUGAUUUACAAUGGAUUGGAGUUUGGUACUUUCUUUGAGUUACCACUCGACUCACCGUGCUACCUAAUUUUGAAAGGCGUGAACCCGGUCCUACAAAUGGUUUUUACCUUCAUGCAAAUGUAUUUUAUAUUCAUGAAUUCCCGACUAAAUAUUCAUCGAUUUAAAGUGAUCGCUCGUUUUGGUUUAAUGCACGUUGUUGCUACCAAUAUUUGCGUAUGGAUACGGACACUGGUGCUGGAAUCUCUGAAGGAAAUAACUGAUUAUCAUGUUAAAAAUCCUCAAGGAGUUGCCGGGGAAGGUGUACUUGGCAAAGUUAUCCGCAAGCAUACCUUAAGGCAUUCUGGAAAAGUUUUUGGAGCGGUUGCUACUGCGACGACAACGUUUGCCACCACAGCUGCCACUAUUGCCAAAUCUACUGGAGAGCAGAUACUAAAUGUAAUAACAACAACAGCUGUUCCAACCACUACUCCAACAACCACGACCACUUCCUCACCAUAUCAUAAUAUCGGUGGUGGUUCUGUUACUAAAUCUAAAGUCAUCGACUCGAUAAAGGGUACUAUAGGGUAUGAUGCUGGACUACAUUUCGGUGGGAAUUAUAAAGGUGCAUGGCCGAACGAUAACCCAUUUACGACUACUUCCACAAUUUCACCAACUACUGUUGAAGCAGACAAAGUAACACCAACACAAACAGCAAUGUUGGAAGUAUUCCAAUGGCUGUAUUCAUCUACUAUGAAACCGAUUAUAAGUACAAUGUCCACUCUGGUGACAUCUACUUCAUCAGGAUCACUGCCAGAAAGAGAUGAGUGGGGUAAUAUUGUCGGAACAUACCGUGUAGAUGAACCACCACACUUGCCAGUUAACAACUCCACGGAAAUUUUCGAGUCUUAUGAUGCUUUAAAUCCGGCUGCAUUGAUUGCAAAUAUCGAUAAUACUACUGUCUGUGGAAGAAAUCCAAUUAUGGGAACAAUAGUUUCGGAUUCGGCUCCUUAUCUCUAUCCGUUUAUAAUCGAAUAUUCGUUGAUCGGAGCAGCUGUAAUUUACGUCAUGUGGAAGCACAUCGGUAGAUACCCCAGCGUGGCCAACGACGAAGAUCUGGAAAGACGUCUGGAAGCUGUUCUGUCCCGCAGGGCAGCGGCGUUGGCGGCGGCUCAGCGAGGCAACCGUGUAGAUUGCGCUGGAGCCUCCAAGGGCCUCUUCUGCGGACUUCUUCUACUCGUCGCGUCUCUCAUCUGCUUGAUCCUCUUCUUCGUUCUGAUAAGACAUCAAGAAUUGAAACGCUUGUCCAUUUACUUGGCUGAUGUUUCUCAUUGUGCUUUGAUGGUGCUGUCCAUUUUGGCUAUAUUGAUCGGAUUUAUUCGUGGUAGAAAAAUGAAAUGGAGUUCAAACCCUUCCUCCUGUACCGAACCUAUUCGCAGGGUGCAAUCAUUGAAGUUCCGCUCAGAAGAACAAUCGGAUUUGAAUGAUAUACUGCUACGUGUCUCUGCUUUUGGACUCUUCGUGUAUGCCGUGUUCAGUGUCAUCGCCGGUGGAAUGGGCGCUUUCACUCACGAGCCCAAUCUCUUAGUCAUGAUUACUGGAUGCUUGAGUGUUCUUCAGGUAGUUCUGCAGCUACUGUUUAUCGCCGAUGUGUCCCGUCGCCGCGUCCAUCUUCCAGAACAAGAACGCAGCAAGCCCGCUCGCCAGGCCGUUACAUUUUUGCUCAUUUGCAACGUCACCAUGUGGUUGAUUUACACGUUCGAAGCUCAAAAAGUCCUUGCUAAUCCGGUUCAACUUGAUUUCUACGGAUUCGUCGCCUGGUCACUCGUCCAACGCUUCACUCUCCCGCUUUGCAUCUUCCACCGUUUCCACUCGGCUGUCACCCUAGCUGAGAUUUGGAAAACCAGCUACAAAGCGCGCCUUGAGUGAAUAACGUCGGCCACUGGAUGAUUUAAAAUCUUAAUUAGUCCAAAGUUGAUCGCCCUGAUCCAAACUUGAUUUCGUCCUUUUCCGGGACAGCAAUUUUAAAAUUAGAAUUUUUCUGCCAGUUUCAAGUUUGCGAUAGUUGAUUUUCAGUAAUAGUACGUAGAUAACGAUAGGAGGAAUUAAAUCGUUUUAUAUUUUACUAUAGAUUCGAAUCUUGUUCAUAAUUCAUUGCUCUCCCGGAAAGUCAGCAAAGGGCGAAUAUCGCAAAAUGAACCUAGCAAUCGAAUUGUCAAUCGAGAUAAUUUUUAUUUAGAAUUUUUAUUUUUUAUUCACAUUCCACAAUACAAUAGUUUUGCAUUACAUUUAGUUAUUUUAAAGACUGAUUGAGCAAAUGGUCACGAAAUUCUUGGUGAAUUUAAUAUAAAACAGUUCAAUACGUAUUCAAUAAUUGCUCACGGUGAAAUGUUUGAACAAAAUUUUAAUCUCCAGUUGUGAAAAGAUCCCUCCUUUUUUAGACAUAAUUUGAGUGCCAUGGUUGUAGAAUUUAAGAACUUUUUGAAAAUUGACAAUAUUUUACAAUUUCAUUUACUCGUCAGUUAGGUUCACGAAAACAACACAGAAGCAAUAGAACACCUUGGAAGCCUUAAUUUAAUAUCGUCUUUACAUAGUGUAGAAAAAAAUAAAUUUCCACAACUAUUAAGAAUUUUCCGUACUUGAGAUGCGUAGGAUAUUUAUAAUUAAUUAGGAUUAAUAUUGCUAUGAAAGUAUCAAAAGAUUUAUUAGAGCUACGUAAUUAUUUGAUAUAGACGAGUAGGGUAAUUAAAUACGAAUAUUAUAUAGUUGACGUGUCGAAAAUUAAUAUCUUAUUAAUGUACUUAAAGUUACAGAAACACCAGAUCGUAUAAUGUAGGGACAGCAGUAAACUGCUCGAUGCGGAUGAGUUGGGUAUAUACCUACCUAUUUGAUUUUAUUGCCAGGGGCCAUAAGAAGUCUAAACAUUUAUUCACUGUCGCACUCUUCUGCAUUGCGUGUAUUUUUCGCAUUUUUGGAAUAAAAUUUAUUAAUCUAGAUAAUAUUAAAAAACUUUUUGGAAUGAAUGUUAGUUGAAAUAAUUAAGUGUGAAAAAAAUAUUUAGCUUCUCAUUUCUUACAAGAUGGUUUCUCUGUAAUGAUUGGUGUUUAUAAAAUCUACUUUCGAUUAGUUUUCGUUGAAAUCUCACAAAUAUUUUCGUAACGAAUUUUACGUGCAAUCUAUUUUUAUAGGCUGACUUAUUUUACACGGUAGGCGCGUGUAACUAACGCGUUAUGCGCAAUAUCAUUUCUACUUUACAGAUUUUGUAUAAAUAGGUCAUAUGAAAUUAUUUAUAAUAUAUUUAUUAAUUUUGUAAUUAACUUUAAGGUUUAAUGGUAUCUGAUUGCUCUUGGAUCAGAGAGUGGUGUGUGCUCACAUUGUGAGGUUUCGAGUGAACGUAGUGCGGAGAUUUUAACUGUGUAUGAUAUUAUUGUAUUGUUGAGAUUUCGUAAUUUAUCAAAAUUGAAUAAACCGUUUGGUGAUCGCUAAAAUCUUUAUGUAUUAGGGUACGUUUUUAAAGUGCGCAAUGUACGCCGAAUAUUGGACAGGGUGUUUUUACAAAGGCAAACACAUUAUAAGUUAGUGUUGCCAAUAAUGCAGGUAAACUGAUCUUGUCUGCCUUUGCCAUUGUCUAUAUCUUCAAAAUCUCUUACUCAUUACAAACACUUAUAUUUAUACUACUUUACCGGCAAUUUCGAACGGUAAUGAUUUCAACAUUCUGGAUUUCGUGGGCUUCAUUUAUAAAACGAAGAAGUCGACUAAAUAAGUUAAGUACUAUCAACCGUAACUUAUUUGGCAAUUUCUUUAGCUCGACUGGUUUAGUAGUAUAGAUGUGUUUGGUUUAUACAACGCGCUUCCAGAACUAUACCUUUUACAAACAAUUUCAAAACUUUUCCCUAUGCUCGGCGGAUUCCGGUCAUCAGAAAGUAUGUUUGGCUUGUUUAAUCACUGCCGUAAUUAAACCACUUUUAAUUGUAAGACUUUGAUAAAUCUAUACUAUUUCUAACUUGUUCAAUUUUGUAGUGAUAUUUACCGUGUACCUAAAUGUUUGGAACAAAGUGUACCGAUGUUUGUAUCUUUAGGUUUAAACAUUAUUAUGUGGAUACUCAGUCAGUGUUAUAGAUACUUACCAAAAAUUAAAAAUUUGGAAACUCUACAUACUUUAAAUAUAUAAUUAAUAUAAAUGUCUAUUUGAAUAAAUUAAAUAUUGUCUAAUACUUACGUGA
Messenger RNA from Bicyclus anynana (squinting bush brown), 5462 nucleotides. Its product is annotated as proton channel OtopLc. The coding region runs from base 334 to 3168 and encodes 944 amino acids. Lineage: Eukaryota; Metazoa; Arthropoda; Insecta; Lepidoptera; Nymphalidae. Gene Ontology annotation, biological process: proton transmembrane transport. Gene Ontology annotation, molecular function: proton channel activity. The record is from RefSeq and is a predicted model, not a curated record. The transcript has 16 exons. Gene Ontology annotation, cellular component: membrane.